ACCAUUGAUGCCAUGCUAAAUGGCCUCAAUCAGCCGGAAGAAUGGCAAGCGACGCCGGCAAGACUGGGCUGCUUGGGUAGGCAGUUGGAGCUUCAGCAGCUUCAGCAGCUUCAGCAGCUUGGCCAGCUUCCUGAGCUUUGCCAUCUCUCUAUCCCUGAUCUUCACCUGGCGUCCCAUCCAGCGCCUGGAGGUGCACUUGGAUCUCCUUGGCGGCACGGUCAAGGAUAUGCUUGCGGAGUUGGAAGAGGUCCAUCGAGAAUUGGCUUCGUUACGAGCCGGAGUGGAGAGAGCGCAGACAGUGGAGAGAGAGGAGAGAGAGAGGAAAGAAAAUCUGACGAUUGUGGAAGAGGCAGACGAGGAAGAGGAGCCAAGCAACUUCCCCACAUCGACAGCUCUCAGCAUUCCACCUCCGCCCAUCACUCGCAAAGUGCGUCCUUCCCUGUUGGGGAGAGGUGUUGCAUCUUCCUGCUUCGACGUUGCCACCACUGGCCUGAGUGUAGAAUGCCAUGGGAUGAGUGGUGCCAACUGCGAUCGCGGGCCCUCUGCCGAUGCAAUCAAAGCGAUGUGCCCGAAGUCCUGCAACGCUUCUUGCGAUGGGCCCUGCAGAGAUUUAGAUUUUACCACUUUCCAGGAGCCGGACGGGACAAUGUCACCCUGCAGCCAACUGCAGCAACACUGCAAGGAUUGGGAAUCUGGAGAGCGCGUGCGACGCAUUUGCCCAGUGACCUGUGGCGUUUGUCCAGGCGCACCUUUGUCAAUACCAUCCGCAUCCGAACAGGCCUACUUCAAGCUCUUAAGAAACCGCACUCGUGCUAUCGAACGGGAGCUGAGGCUCCAGCCUCAAAGUGAGCUCCGCGUAGGUAUCGAUUCCAGGACAGAUUGGAAGAUCCCCAAGAUUUUGCAUCAGACCUGGAAAACCGAUGAAAUUCCUGUGAAAUAUCGUGAUGAAAUCAGCUCUUGGCGGCGGCUGCACCCGCACUGGCGCUUUGAAUUCUGGGAUGAUGACCGAAGUGCGGAUUUGCUGUGGGAUGUGUUCCCGCAGCACGCACUUGCAUUUGAAGAGAUGUCCGGCAUAAAACGUGCCGAUGUAGCUCGAAUUGUAGCGCUGUACGCAUAUGGCGGUAUCUACGCAGACAUCGAUGUGGAGGCGGCCAGAUGCUUUGACCCUCUGCUACAAGCUGCGCAGAAUGCUCGCAUGGGCGUUCUACUUGGUGAGGAGAACAUUGUGCAUACAGUGCUCCUGGAGAAGAGGCUCUCAGGCCGGCUGGUGAGCAACGCUGUCAUGGCGAGUGCACCGCAGCAUCCCUUCUGGCUAGAGGUCUUGCAAGAGAUCUUCCAGCGAAGCUGUGGCAGUGAUCCCGUACAGUGUACCGGGCCGCGGCUCAUAGAUCGCAUGAGUUUGUCGCACAGCAGCUGCAGACGGCACGGCUGUGUGGCACGGCUGCCCUUUGAUUACUUCUCUCCGCACUUGGCUCGUUGGAAUGUAGCAUCCAUGACCUCCAGCUGUCGUGAUCUCUUUAUUGGCGGCCAACUCUUGCAAAAUCAUCGCCAGGCUCUACGUUUCGCUUGCGCUUCGCUGGAAGCUUCGCUCCGAAACGAUGCCGCCCUCCGCAGCAGCUCCACCUUUGCAGUGCAUCGCUGGCAGUGCAGCUGGUGCAGAGAGGAUGUCAGUAUGCGAGCUACUAUGCCGUUGCGAGAAAUCAUCUUUGAGGUUGGCAACGAAAGCCUUUUUGGGAGCCAACAAACUGCUACGUCUGCAUCAGGAUGGCAGUGAAGAUUGUCGUGUGGGAAAUGAUAUGUUCGAGGCUACAGGGCUUACACAAGUGAAUCGGCCUUUGUAGCCCAAGACCACCACCAUAAAAAUGUUUAAAAACAUGUUGACGUCAAAGUCUCCAUGGCGUGGAAUUCUCCACAGUCGACUCAUACCGCAAGUUCGUUUGAACUUGUGCGCUGCGCAAAGCCGCAGCUUAUGAUACAAUUCCUAUCCUCACCUUCAGCCUUUUCCUGCCCAGAGUUCUCCACAGCAUGGAAUCUGACCAUAUCUGAUCUGACCCACAUUGUCAUGCUGUACGAAAACAAGUACAA
Messenger RNA from Cladocopium goreaui, 2085 nucleotides. NCBI's taxonomy places the organism in Eukaryota, Dinophyceae, Suessiales, Symbiodiniaceae. The record is from the annotation of a GenBank genome assembly.